GUACAUCGUCAUGAACGCUAGAGCGCUAUACGUCAUUUAGGCGUGAUUAUGUUGCUAUAACCACAGAAAGAAAAACACGGAUUUCGUUUUGAAAACUUUCUUAUCUAGAUAAAUAUAUAUUUUUAUAAAAGAAAAUAUUGACACGGUAAAGGAAACAAGAUGGCCUUUAUAUUGAGAACAAUGGCUCGCAGCCCCAUACUGGUAAAAGUAAAAGAUUCGUUGCGUUCUUUAUCACAACGGCCAAAAUCAACAGUGUUUUCUAUAGGAAUCGGCGUUUCAGUAGCCAUGUAUUACGGAAUGGACAAGGACACAUUAUCAAAGUAUUUAGUCGUUAAAGCCGGGAGGAAUGACGAUGCUCCGAAGUCUCCGUGUAAAAUAAAAGUCCCCAAGCCGUGCGGGGCCAAGCAGCAGCAGCAGAAGAAGAAAGAAUGCUCCGAUAAUCAAGCCAACAUCACAACGCAGAUGAAGUCCCACACGUUGUUUCUCUGGAUUACGUUAGAGCCUGGAGCCGACCCAAGUGCGGUGGCGUGCUCUGCGGUCCGACUGGACGAAGCCAUCGAAGCCUCCAAAAACCCAUGCGGCACCAACGAAGACAUUAUUGCGGGUGUUGGAUUUGGGCCUAAUUUGUGGGCGCAAGUCAUGGGCUCUGGGUGCAAGAACUUCUGCUACAGACACAGGAAAGGGAAGAACGGAGAGAUGCCUUGUUCCGAUGGGGACAUUUUCGUGCAUGCCAAAUGUGAAAGCUACGGGCAGCUCUUUGACUUUUGCAAACAUUACAUGCACGGCUUCCCAGAAUGCAGUAUCUUGGAAUUCGAAGACGUCUACGGGUAAGUUCUAAAUUGCUUUUUUAGUUUAAAACUUUUAAGCUCCUACUUAUUGCUCGUACUUGAUUGCUCGUACUUGAUUGCUCGAAUUUGAUUGCUCGUACUUGAUUGCUCGAAUUUGAUUGCUCGUACUUGAUUGCUCGUACUUGAUUGCUCGAACUUGAUUGCUCGAAUUUGAUUGCUCGUACUUGAUUGCUCGUACUUGAUUUGCAUUUUUAUUUUAGAACGCAGUUUACUCCGAAUGAUGUAAAUGAACGCUUCCAAUGUUUUAGAAUUAUCUAUAGUAAAUGAGCGACUUCAUCUCCAUGGAAAUUUAAGUCAUGCACCAACUGGUACUACGUGAACCCUGAUCUCACAGUAGGUCGGUAUCUGACAGAUAUGAAUAUUUAUGUAUACAUGUUUGCUCUUGAUGUUCUCUAGCUGUGGUAAGUUGUCAAUGUUCUCUACAUGUGGCAAGUUGUCAAUGUUCCCUAGCUGCGGCAAGUUGUCAAUGUUCCCUAGCUGCGGCAAGUUGUCAAUGUUCCCUAGCUGCGGUAAGUUGUCAAUGUCCUCCAGCUGCAAUAAGUUUUCAAUGCCCACCAGCUGCAGUAAGUGCCAAAUUUAAUGCCAAUAAACUAUUUCCAAACAGGUUCGACUACAAAAACGGCCGAGACAUUUCUGGCUUCCUGGACAACCAGACCAACCGUUGUAAGGAAGAGGGACUGAAGGAAGUGGCUGUCGACUGUGAGACGGGGGGCAGCUUCGCCUUGGCACAAAAGUGGGUCCAUGACUUUUGUAUUGUGGACGAUGACCCAACAACUUUGGAGCAGUACAUUGGCAGGUGAGUUCUGUGUGGUAAAUGUUGAGUCGGCGACCUAGGAACUAUAGAUUGGUAGGUGAGUUCUGUGUAGUUGAAUGUUGACCCAGCGACCAAGGAACUAUACAUAGGCAAGUGAGGUCUGCGUGGUGGCAUGUUGAUAUAGCGACCAAGGAACUAUACAUUGGAAGGUGAGCUCUGCAUUGUGGCAUGUUGACAUCGCGACCAAGGAAUUUACAUUAGCAAGUGAGUUCUGCGUGGUGGCAUGUUGACAUAGCGACCAAGGAACUAUACAUUGUCGGUUGAGACCAGGCAUUACGUAGUUUAAGGUAGUGAGACAAUUUGAUGACUAAACGAGUAAGAAAACAUUGGAUGCCAGACAAGGUGUAGGAGUGGAGAUAUAGUUUUAAUUUGUUGUAGUUUUGGCAAACAUUUACUGUUUAAAAAAAGACAUGUUUAAAAUGUUAAAAGUUUAUAUACAUACUUUUGGUAUAAUAUAAAAGAGUUUUUAACUUUUAGAGUUGAAGUAAAACUAUCUUGCUCCAUGAGGGUGCUUUGGUUCAUGAGGGCGCCUUGGUUCAUGAGGGUGCCUUGGUUUAUGAGGGCGCCUUGGUUCAUGAGGGUGCCUUGGUUUAUGAGGGCGCCUUGGUUUAUGAGGGCGCUUUGGUUCAUGAGGGUGCCUUGGCUCUCGAGGAUGCCUUGGUUUAUGAGGGCGCCUUGGUUUAUGAGGGUGCCUUGGUUUAUGAGGGCGCCUUGGUUUAUGAGGGCGCUUUGGUUCAUGAGGGUGCCUUGGUUUAUGAGGGCGCCUUGGUUCAUGAGAAUGCCUUGGUUUAUGAGGGCGCCUUGGUUUAUGAGGGUGCCUUGGCUCUCGAGGAUGCCUUUGUUCAUGAGGGUGUCUUGGUUCAUGAGAGUGUCUUGGUUUAUGAGGGUGUCUUGGUUCAUGAGGGUGUCUUGGUUCAUGAGAGUGUCUUGGUUUAUGAGGGUGUCUUGGUUCAUGAUGGUGCCUUGGCUCUCGAGGGUGCCUUGGUUCAUGAGGGUGCCUUGGAUCUCGAGGCCGUCUUGGUUCAUGAGGGUAUCUUGGUUCAUGAGGGUGCCUUGGUUCAGGAGGGCGUCUUGGUUCAUGAGGGCGCCUUGGUUCAUGAGGGCGCUUUGGAUCACGAGGGCGCUAAACCUUCAACUGGAACAGCUUUUCCCCAUCAAAUGAAAAUAAGCCAUCUUGUCCUGGACAAUUUUAUUUCAAAUUUUGAAACACAAAGGUCAAACUGGUUGGCACCUACGGUUGCCACUAACUGGUUGGCACCUACUUGUUGGCACCUACUGGUUGGGAGCUACUGGUUGGCACCUACUGGUUGGCACCAACUUGUUGGCACCUACUGGUUGGCACUAACUGGUUGGCACCUACUGGUUGGCACUAAUUGGUUGGCACCUAGUGGUUAGCCCUAAUUGGUUGGCACCUACUGGUUGGUCCCUAUUGGUUGGCACUAAUUGGUUGGCACCUACUGGUUGGUCCCUACUGGUUGGCACUAAUUGGUUGGCACCUACUGGUUGGCACUAAUUGGUUGGCACCUACUGGUUGGCACCUACUGGUUGGCACCAACUGGUUGGUACCUACUGGUUGGCACUAUCUGGUUGGCACCUACUGGCUGGCACCUACUGGUUGGAACUAACUGGUUUGGCACCUACUGGUUGGCACUAACUGGUUGGCACAUUCUGGUUGGCACUUACUGGAACACACUAUCGUGACACAAACUAUAGUGGUCCAAACUGUAACUAUCUUCAACAAACUAUCUUGGACCAAACUAUCUUGGACCAAACUAUCUUGGACCAAACUAUCUUGGACCAAACUAUCUUGGACCAAACUAUAUACAAAUGGAGGCAUGUUUAAUGAACCACGUUUGUGUUCUAUUGUAGAUACCAGUGCACCCCCCAGCCCCGUCCCACUUUUUUACGAGCUAAAGAAAAAAUUGCAAAUUAUUCAAAUUUUCUUAAUGUCAUAUUGGUUGUCACUGGAAAAAAAAAAGGGGGGGGGGGGAAAAAAAAAUAAGACGGAGUGGGGGUUAGGAACUUUUAACACCAAAAUAUUUAGAACGAGGCAAAUAGAGAGAAAUAUUUUUUUAAGCAAAUGUUAAAUAUUAAGUUCAUAAUGAAUCAUAUUAAAACAUUGUUACAAGAGCUGAAGAACAGUGUUUUUUAAAAUUUUCCUUUCUACCAUGAUUCUUUUACCAGAGAGAUGGUCAGUGGAUCCGAGUUGGAGAACAAAACUAUCACAAGUCACGUGGCUAGGAUGAACGGAAGUGCCGAGAAAGGAGCCACGCCCAUCGUGGAAAUUGUCCGUCAGUCUCAGAGCUACGGAACGUUCUCCGACAAAGCCGGUAAGUCAUCGGCGUGUCACAUUUUGAAUUUUUUUUUUAUGUGACUUAAGUAAAGGCGUAACACUGGGGGGGGGGGGGCGGCCUUGUGUACCUUUUCGUCCCCGCUGCCGUGCUCUGUCCCCCCGGCACAUAUUUUAUAUUUUGAAUUUUUUUUUUAUGUGGCUUAAGUAAAGGCGUAACACUGGGGGGGGGGGGACGCCUUGUGUACCUUUUCGUCCCCGCUGCCGAGCUCUGUCCCACCGGCACAUAUUUUAACAGGCUAGAUAAUAUCAGGGACCCUUCCUGCGGGCAUUGCAGCCUGGUCCCAGAAACCCGAGCGCACCUGUUGACCGAAUGUCCCUCACCGUUUCUGGGCGGCAGGAGAGCCCUUCCUGAGGAGACUGGUAUAUUUGGCUCAGCUUAGCAGAUGGAGCUGGUGGCCAACGUACUGGCCGGGGGUCACAUGAGAGUAAUCUCAGACCCUCACCAGAAUGAGUGCGCCAGUUAGUCCCUGCUGCCCCUAGAAUCCGCCUUUACUGCAGAAUGGUGAGAGUUUUACGACUCGUGUUGUUUCCUUACCGUUACUUCCCCACUACCACCUCAUUCUGUAAGUGGUCAUGUAUGGACAUGUCUUACGUCAUUACAAGAACGUUCAAGAAGAAUUCAGCCCCCACCCCCCCCCCCCCCCCGAAUACAAAAUCGAUCCCUUGUCGUGGGGCCACUAAAAGUCUGGCCCCAGGCAGGUGUGCCUCAUUGGUUAUUAGGUUAAUCCGUCACUGUGUGUAUAAGAUUAACGUAUAACGUCAGGACCCACAAAAAAAGUUUUAAAGUUGCAAUUGAAACCGGAAACAGAAUUUCAAACUGGGAGGGCCAGGAAAAUGUUUUUGAACGGUGACCAUCCUGGUCAAGAUUAACAUCGCGUGAUGCCGCUGUGGUCGAAUUCCUUAUUUCGUUCAAAUCUUCAAUGACAAAUGAAUAGAGAUAUUCAGAGUUGCCCAGAAACAUGAAAAUAUCUUAUGCAACUAUGGUACAUCUAUGGCAGAAGUAUGAUAAAGCUAUAGGGGGUAGUACAGCUAUGGUAGAAGUAAGGUAAAAUUCUGGUACAGCUCUGGUAAAACUAUGGUACAACUAAGGUAGUUGAGUUUAAAAUAUCGAAAUCAACUGUUGCUCAUCACCUGUAGCUCAUCACCUGUAGCUCAUCAACUGUAGCUCAUCAACUGUAGCUCAUCAACUGUAGCUCAUCAAGUGUAGCUCAUCAACUGUAGCUCAUCAACUGUAGCUCAUCAACUGUAGCUCAUCAACUGUAGCUCAUCAACUGUAGCUCAUCAACUGUAGCUCAUCAGCUGUAGCUCAUCAACUGUAGCUCAUCAACUGUAGCUCAUCAGCUGUUGCUCAUCAACUGUAGCUCAUCAACUGUAUCUCAUCAGCUAUAGCUCAUCAGCUGUAGCUCAUCAAUUGUAGCUCAUCAGCUGUAGCUCAUCAACUGUAGCUCAUCAAUUGUAGCUCAUCAGCUGUAGCUCAUCACCGUCGCAUGACUGCAACUAACCAAUCUUUGUUGUAUCCUUCUAGGUAUGUUCUUCCUGGCAUUCGCCGCGGACCCAUCAACAUUUGACACGUUGCUCGACCGGAUGGUGGGUGCCUCGUGUGACGGGGAGCACGAUGACGUCAUGAAAUUAAGCAAAAACAUCAAGGGAACCUACUGGUACUUCCCGGGAAUGAAAGAACUGGAGCAGAUAAGGGGCGCCACUUCUGAAUGAGCUGGCGAACUUGUGUUUUGUAAAUGGGCCGAAAGCGUGAUUAGGGGGCGCCAUGUUAGUUAGUAGAAAGGGGUGGUAAUUACUAAGAGUGGGGGGGGGGGAGAACAUUAUUUUCAUUCUGACUCAACUUGGAGUAAGAAUAUUUGAAGACUUUUGGUCAGUGAAAAUCAUAAGUGUCCCAGAGAUGAUUGCUUCAUUAAGAAGUCAUUCAGUAUUUCGGCUUAAGAAUGUGGGAGCAUUUGACGAUGCACACAUGUUCUUCUUUACAUGAAAAUAAACAAAGGCAAGGUAUGCUCUCCAUUGGUUGAUAUGUUCCUGAAUGGAUGUAGAGAUGAGUUGAUGGAUUCAAUCCAGCUUUGUAUUUUAUUUAGAAUUGAUCGAGUUUGGAUUAUCUUUCGUUUAAUAAUCUUUUAUUUUUUUAAACCUUCCAAUGAUGGUAGAGAUGAGAUUAAGUAGGUCACAUAAUCUUAUGUCAGAUGUAGAUUUCUGCAGCGUGAAAGGUUAUGUCCUUGGUACUUACUGUCAUCUGUCAUCUCUUGACUUUGAACAUCACAAGACGUGCGCCAUUACUGUCAUAUGUUGGACGGGCUGAUACCAACGGACAUUUUAUGAUCUUUUUGACAGUGUUUUAAUAAAUAUGUUUAUACUUUUC
This is a messenger RNA of Lymnaea stagnalis (great pond snail), 6380 nucleotides long. The record is from the annotation of a GenBank genome assembly. NCBI's taxonomy places the organism in Eukaryota, Metazoa, Mollusca, Gastropoda, Lymnaeidae.